Loa loa (African eye worm) is the source of this 1284-nucleotide messenger RNA. RefSeq lists its product as hypothetical. Lineage: Eukaryota; Metazoa; Nematoda; Chromadorea; Rhabditida; Onchocercidae. Gene Ontology annotation, molecular function: structural constituent of ribosome. The record is from RefSeq and is a predicted model, not a curated record. Gene Ontology annotation, cellular component: mitochondrial large ribosomal subunit. The transcript has 5 exons. The coding region runs from base 68 to 652 and encodes 194 amino acids.
UUUCAGAGGGAGCAUGUUGACUUCAUCUCAUCCUUUGUUAACGUAUUGUUAAUGCAUUGAAAUUACGAUGUUGGCUUCAGUAAUUCUGGUAUCUACCAGAGGUGUACGGUCACUCAAUCCUUAUUACUUCCGACCACCUUGGCCAAUAUUCUCGAAAGCUCAAGGAUGGCGAAAACGCGGUCCAACAAUAAAUGAGCGUCACCAGCUUCCGGGACAGGAUCGCGAGUUCCCAGAAUUGUCGCCGAAGUUCAAGAACGAAAAUCCGGAGGAACUACAUCACUAUACUGGCGUCCAAGAUGUCGGUUUUAUUGAUCCGGUCACUGAAGAAUUUGUUCAUGUUGAGGAAAUGCAUCCAGAAUUAGUUGUUCCAGAUUUACGAGGAUUCCGGCUAUGUCCGUAUGUGUCAUAUCGGACCGAUUUUGAGAUUGAAAAGAGGAGAAAAAAGUUUGAAAAACUAAUGGCCAAGUAUGGUGGUGAAGAGGGCAUUGAUCCCGUAGUAUUCGAAGGCGAGAAAUGGCCCCCGCCGAAAACGACAUCGCGCUUUUUGUUUGAUAUGCAUUAUGCGCCAUUAAUAAGGCAGAUGUAUAAUAACGGGGAAUAUUUUAUGGAUGCCAAGGUAGAGGACGAGAUUCAGAAUGACAGGUCCAAGUAAUUUUAAUGUUGGCGGAGUUCUGUAUAAGAUGACUGCACAUACCCUACUGAAUCGUCUUUUCACAUGCUUCAACUUGACUGUGAUUUUUGUGUUUCAGUUUAUCUCCGCUUGUAGUCUGUUUUCUAAACUAUCAUUUGUAAUAAUUAUUCAAAAGUUCUAACCCCAAUUCUUUUGCGAACUAUUAAAUGAGCGGAAAGUGAAGUGGUAUUACUCUGAAUGCCAGUGAUCAAGACGAUUCUGUACGGUUGGAAAUUGCCGUUACAGUAUAUUCUUGCUGGAAGCUCACCGAAAUUUAUUUUUUCCCAGUUUUCAGCAUGGACCAGGAGGAGGGGGGAGUUGUGGAUAAUUCAUCAGGUUAACGAGAAGCUAAAGAUGACUACUUGAGUUGACCGUAACUUUAAGACUUAACUGUUGUAGUUAAUCCACAACUUUGGAAGGCUUUACGUUAACUUUAUAGGAAUGUUUUUUAUGGAACUAGGAGGUUUUGAGAGCGAAUUUCUUUUUUUGAGCUCUGAAUGGAACAUUUUAUAUAAAAUUAAUUUAACAGCAAUGCAGGGCAAUGCAACAUUUAUGAAAUUGAUUUGUUAUAUUCAAAUGAUUCCAGGUGUGUUUUAGAAUUGUGUAUGAGUCAU